GGGCUAGCGGAGCCCCCCGGGGGGACACCGGGGAUACGGAGGGGACAUCGGGGACACGGAGGGGACACCGGAGAUACGGAGGGGACACCGGGGAUACGGAGGGGACACCGGGGAUACGGAGGGGACAAUGGGUGUCCUCGUGGCCUCGCUGGCCUGGGCGGUUUUUGUCGCUGUCGCCGUCGGUGACCCCGCCCCCUCCCCUCUCCCCCCUCUCCUCUCCGAGGUCCUCACCUGCCAGCCCGACCCUCCCUCCGCCUCCCUCGCCAUCUCCCUGGACGGCCUCGGCCUCUUCUGGUUCGAUUUCCCCGGAUCCCGCUGGAAUUCCGGGAUUCCCUCGCUGCCUCCCUGGCCCCGGGAGCUGGAAACGCCCCAGGAAAUCCUCCCGGAAUUCCAACUCUGCCAGGAAAUCCUGGGAAUUCUCAGCCGGCAGCUGCGGGGGCGCCUGCCCGAGGCCAGGGGAAUCCCGAUGCUGUCGGUGUUCCCGGCGCUGCCUCCCGUGGCCGGAGAGCCCAACUCGCUGCUGUGUUUGGUUGAGAACAUUUUCCCUCCCUCGCUGGACAUCGGAUGGAGCUCGGCGGGGACCGGGGACAUUCCCGGGGACAUUCCCGGGGAGAUUCCCGGGGACAUUCCCGGGGAUGUUCCUGGGGUUUCUGGGGUCAAUCCCGGGGUCAAUUCCAGGGUCAAUCCCGGGAUUUUUGGGGUCAAUCCCGGGGUCACUCCCGGGGACAUUCCCGGGGUCACCACCGGACCCUUCAUUCCCGGUACCGAUCUCGGCUUCUCCCGCCUGGCCCGGGCUCCGCUGCUGCCGCGGCCCGGGGAGGUUCUGGCCUGCGUGGUCACCGAGCACGGGGGGAACGGAAGCGUCGUGGAGUAUUGGGUGGCUCCGGACACGUCCCUGGACGAGCAGCUGGGAAUGGCUCUGGCCGGAGCCGCUCUGGCCCUGGGCUUGGUCCUGGCCCUGCUUGGGCUCGGCCUGGCCCUGCUGGCCCCGAGGAGCCGGCCCGGACCCGGGAUAAUCCCGACCUGGGCUUGAGCCCGGUUCUGGUCCCGGUUCUGGUCCUGAGCCCGGUUCUGGUCCUGGCCCUGCUCGGGCUCAGCCUGGCCCUGCUGGCCCCGAGGAGCCGGGCUGGACCCGGGAUAAUCCCGACCUGGGCUUGAGCCCGGUUCUGGUCCCGGUUCCGGUCCCGGUUCUGAUCCUGAGCCCGGUUCUGGUCCCGGUUCUGGUCCUGAGCCCGGUUCUGGUCCCGGUUCUGAUCUUGAGCCCGGUUCCGGUCCCGGUUCUGGUCCCGGUUCUGGUCCUGA
Poecile atricapillus (Black-capped chickadee) is the source of this 1302-nucleotide messenger RNA. RefSeq names its product HLA class II histocompatibility antigen, DM alpha chain-like. Gene Ontology annotation, cellular component: MHC class II protein complex; membrane. Gene Ontology annotation, biological process: immune response; antigen processing and presentation. The record is from RefSeq and is a predicted model, not a curated record. The transcript has 7 exons. The coding region runs from base 128 to 1033 and encodes 301 amino acids. NCBI's taxonomy places the organism in Eukaryota, Metazoa, Chordata, Aves, Passeriformes, Paridae.